CAGUCAUUGAACUGCUUGCAGUCCAUUCAACACGUCAAGUCCAAAGGACCUAUGCGCUCGGUCCUCGGGGCAUUGUGAUGCCUGCGAGCAAUGGAUCGUUUUGAGAACAUUCCUCCUACACCCGCUGCGCUCAAAAGCGCUGAAGCGGCCGGUCAGCAAGAUGCGCUGCACACAAAUGCCCGUGAAUCAGAGGCAUCGGCGACAUCACACCAACCCUCGGCGAUAGAGACAGUGAAGCCUUCACAAGGAUAUGGAGAGCCUGCGGAGAAAAUCUCUCCGCUCGAUACCUCCGCGCACUUAUAUAGCAGGGGUUCCGUUACGUCUUAUCGUUCUGAUAGCCCUCCGACCGCCGGCCUUCGAGUUCAGACCGAUUUCCAUGCGCCGAUUGCAGGUUCAACAAAGAAUACGGCAAUUUCUGAUAAUUUGAGGAUUGAAAACAAAGGCUAUUUGAGCCCGACAAAGUUUCCUUCGCGCACGCCGAGCCUUCUAGCUCUCGCUGCACAGGGAGGAUUCGUCGAACCGGUUUCUCCAGCUUCAGUAGUCUCUUCUCCAUUGUUGAAUGCAAUGACCGAAAUGACACCUCUUCCUUCGCCGAUAGUCGGAGAAUCUCCCGGGCCAUGGAAGAGAAUGAUAUCAAGGACUGGAACCGGGAGCUCUGUUUCCUCUAUACCUCAGGAAAAUGCACCGCCCGGCCCCUUGUCGUCUCCACCCAAGACGCAACAGAAGAGGAAGCAUUAUUCCGGGUUAAAGCCAGCAGUAGCAGAGGCUAGAAGUGCCACUGUUGCGGCGGGGAUGCCCGAUUCUGCUACACAUGGAAAAAACCGAAGCAUCAGCGAAUACGUCCCGGAUAUUACUCUAGCUCCUCGCCCUCGAAACAUCACAAUGGCGGCUCCAGGCGCUGGUCCUUCUGCACCUGAAAUUGCAUCUCCUACAGAAAAGCCAUUACAACGUGAAGAACAUCUUGCAACGCAGCGUGGACUGGGAGUCGCUCAAGCACCUCCAACCCCCCCCGCCAGUAGUCAGAGCGGGGCCGGUAGCAGCGAUGGAGAAGUCACAUCUUCAGAAACCCGAUCAGGAACAGAAAGCCUAUCAUUGGAAGAGCCUGUUGAUGCAGAACGUUUCGAGGCGGUAACCGUACGUGGCGGUCAUAAGAGGAAGUGGCGAGCUCUGAAGUCUUUAGGGCAAGGAACUUUUAGCAAAGUCAUACUUGCCAUACGUAUGGACCAGGCCCGAUCAACCCAAAACCUUUCCCGUGAAGACGACAAAGCCUCGGAAAUAUCAAUUAUAGGCUCACGAAAACUGGUGGCUGUUAAAAUUAUAGGUCACGGCCCUGCUGGUGGAGCUGACGAGGCGAGGAUCGAGACGUCACUCCAGCGCGAGCUGGAGAUACUGAAAUCAAUUCAUCAUCCCUCGUUGAUUCACCUUCUGGCAUACAGAGUAACUGCAGAAAGGGCUAUAUUAGUUCUAAAUUACUGUCCCGGAGGUGAUCUAUUUGAUCUUGCAGCUCAAAAAAUAGAGUUGCUUGUCCCGCCUCUUAUCCGCCGGAUCUUUGCCGAGCUAGUUGCAGCUGUACGAUAUCUGCACUCUCAAUGGAUUGUUCACCGGGAUAUCAAACUUGAAAACGUGCUCUUGAACAUUGAUCUUGCUUUGUUGCAACCGAGCAAGGACUGGCAAACAUUUCCUGCGCCCGUCGUCACUUUGACUGACCUGGGUUUAUCAAGGCGCAUACCCAUGCCCCCUGAAUCGCCUUUACUGCAGACGCGUUGCGGAAGCGAAGAUUACGCCUCACCUGAGCUGAUGAUGGGACAACCAUAUGAUGGCCGUGCAUCUGAUGCGUGGGCGCUUGGUGUGCUCCUUUACACUCUUAUGGAGGGUCGUCUGCCAUUUGAUGCUCGACCGGGGCAGCACUCUCGAAGUCGCACGGCCCACCGUGUCGCCCGUGUUGAGUGGCAGUGGUAUCGAUAUGCGGACCACGACGGAGAGUGGGAUAGCACCAAAGGCUCUGAUCUUAGUGGAGCACGUCUUGCUGUUGAGGGCUUGUUAAGACGAGCAAGGACGCGGCUGAGUCUUGAUACUAUAGCAGAAAUGGAAUGGGUCCGAGCCGGUGUACAAGUCAAAGACGGGUUGCAGGUACGAGAUGACGAUGUUGACGACCAUAAUGAAACUUCUACGCGGUAACAGGUGCUCUGGCCAUUUUGACUCAAAUGCACGUCUGCUUGCACGGUACAGGGGAAAAGGCGUUCUAUUGCUAUCUUGUCGAGAUUGAUACCAUGAUCUCGACGCUUUGGGAAUUUACCAUACGGGAUCGAAGAGGUCGAGAGACGACCGGAUACAUCUAAUGUCAUAUAUACACAUCUUCGCUUGUUAGUCUUUUCAUCGUUAUUAUGGAAAUAUAAUUAGAACUCAAUCAGAA
This is a messenger RNA of Xylona heveae TC161, 2413 nucleotides long. Its product is annotated as kinase-like protein. Gene Ontology annotation, biological process: intracellular signal transduction; protein phosphorylation. The record is from RefSeq and is a predicted model, not a curated record. The coding region runs from base 91 to 2178 and encodes 695 amino acids. NCBI's taxonomy places the organism in Eukaryota, Fungi, Ascomycota, Xylonomycetes, Xylonales, Xylonaceae. Gene Ontology annotation, molecular function: ATP binding; protein serine/threonine kinase activity. Gene Ontology annotation, cellular component: cytoplasm. The transcript has 2 exons.